AUGCCUUCAGGUGGAGAAUCGUCAUCCAGUGCUGCUGAGACUAAACCCUCAGAGACCACAGCCACCAGUAACAUUCGUCUCAAGUUUGAUGGACUCCCUAAACUUCAAGGGCAAUCCAACUACCAAACUUGGGCGAGUGCCUGGAGGAUAACGUUCGACGCUGUAGACUGGUGGGAAGCAUUGAGCAUCGAGAACCCUGACGAGAAUGACACCGAACUCAGCAAAACCGAGAUAAAGAAGGCUCGUUGUAACGGGGGUCCUUUCUAA
Messenger RNA from Morchella sextelata, 267 nucleotides. RefSeq lists its product as uncharacterized. Lineage: Eukaryota; Fungi; Ascomycota; Pezizomycetes; Pezizales; Morchellaceae. The transcript has a single exon. The coding region runs from base 1 to 267 and encodes 88 amino acids. The record is from RefSeq and is a predicted model, not a curated record.